AGAAUCGCUUGAUAUAUAGACGACUUGGCAAGUUUGUCCCCUUUGAUACCGACGCUACAGUAUUCUCCACCACUGAAGAAGACGACGACGACGCACACGUUGGCUCAUUUCAUUUGCUUUAUGUUUAUGCGCUUAACCUAACUCAUUCAUGGAAUCAUCCCGAUUCCUUGUCACUACCAGCUGCGAGAUUCGCCUUUUUGGGUUGAUUCUGCGUUAUUGUGCAGAGAACCUAUUGGGGUAUUCCCUGAUUUGUUGCUUCCCGAAUUCACUCAUAUUUGCUGUUGAAGAUCUAGGUGGAGGCAUGAAGGAAAGUGUUUGACUUUGAUUCUAUCCUCUUUGAUGAACUUGGCUUGUUUAGAACAGACAAUCUUUUGUCUUUGCCUUGGCUUCAAUUUUACAUAAAAGGGAUUCAUUUCAGAGUCAUUUGUUAUAUUACGUUUUGAGUUCAUACUUCAUGGUGAUUGUUAACAUUCAAGAUUGGAUGGUGUACUGUACAUAUGUUCUUCUAUUGAUGGGUUGUGAUUAACUUUGCUUCAAAGUAGAGAAAGGAAACAUGGAUGAUGGAGAUAUUCAGCUUUCAGAUAAUGCUAUGUUGCUGAAUCCAGAAUCAUCCAGUGAUUUCCAGGCUUUAGCAUCCAUGAACACGAUGAAUGAAUCAUUCAAAGAGACCAUGACUUGCACACACACUCACACCUGCAACCCUCCUGGCCCAGAUGCUGUACAUAGACACACAUGCUAUCACACUCACACUUGCAACCCUCCUGGUCCAGAUGCUGUACAUACACAUACAUGCUAUCACAGCCACACGCAAGUUUUUGCGCCAGAAGAUGACAAGGAGCAUACCAAAUCAAAGGCAAGAAGGCCUUCGAGUAACAGAGAAGCAGUUAGGAAGUAUAGGGAGAAGAAGAAGGCGCAUACAGCUUAUUUGGAGGAGGAAGUCAAAAGAUUGCAUCUGCAGCAUGUGCAACUAGUCAGGAAACUUCAGAAGCAGGCAAUUCUUGAGGCCGAGCUUUCGAGGUUGAGAAGCAUUUUGAUAGAUAUUAGGAGGAAAAUUGGCAAUGAAUUAGGUGUUUUCCCUUAUGAGAAGCAGUGCACGUCUUAUGGUCAGACCAAUUUCCCAUGCUUCAAUAGUCCACAUGCAGGAUCAUCAUCUCAGGUUGCUGUUUGUGGAAAUGGUAAAUUGUUAGCUCAAUGGGAAAGGAACUGUCAACCUGCCAUUUUAGAUUGUCAAGUAAACGUAGAUAAGAAGGAAAGUACUGAAGAAGAAGAAGAAGAAGAAGACAGCAUUGAAGGUGAUGGAUAGCUUGAUGCCAUCGGCAUCUCGAGCUGAGUAAUUGCCAGAGAAGUAUGUUCUGAGUUCUUUCUUAUAAUUACUUUGUUAGAUUCUCAUUCUACUUGUGGUGGUGAGGGGAGGUCAGCUAUAUUACUGGUUUUUAGCUAGUCAUAAAGGCUUUUGAAAUUACUUGGCUAUGAUAUAGUUUCAUUUCUAUGGGUAAAGUAAUUUAUAUCACACCAGCUUGUAAGAAGGGUAUAGAUUUUUCUUUUAAUAAGAACUUCCCUUUGAAUUUGUCAA
This is a messenger RNA of Prosopis cineraria, 1573 nucleotides long. Its product is annotated as basic leucine zipper 23-like. Gene Ontology annotation, biological process: regulation of transcription by RNA polymerase II; DNA-templated transcription. Bases 554 to 1303 code for a protein of 249 amino acids. Gene Ontology annotation, molecular function: DNA-binding transcription factor activity, RNA polymerase II-specific; RNA polymerase II cis-regulatory region sequence-specific DNA binding. The transcript is spliced from 2 exons. Lineage: Eukaryota; Viridiplantae; Streptophyta; Magnoliopsida; Fabales; Fabaceae. The record is from RefSeq and is a predicted model, not a curated record.